CCCGGGAGCGAGUGGUGAGUGGGCGAUCUGUACAGGAGCGCUGCAAAAAGAAAUUCAAAGAAAGGACCACACCACCUCUGAAAGCAGGGCACCCUGCAGCCAUCACGUGCAGCGAAACGAACCAGUCAACAAGCUUGAGCGCCGAGCAACUCCCCUUACUGGAGAAGCCCAAAGUGUAAAUCAUUUAAUGAGCUAGAGAAAGGACGAGCAACAGGAAAACGGGAGGCAGAACCUGGUAAACGGUUCGGGAGACGAGGAAGGGGUGGAAGGGAAGAAUCGGGAGGCGUUAUGUGCAUGGACCUGCCUCACGCCAUGCAUGUUCAUCGCCGUGUACUACAAACACGCACUCACCCAAGGGUUUUUGUUUUUUUAAUAAAACAAGGGAACCAAAGAAAGGGCCACUUAGCAACCGUGCGAUGCACAGGACCCAAGCCCUCUGAGGGCGAACCCGUAACAGACCAUCGAGAGGCCGUGGCGGCGCCUCUCGCAAAAUCAGGCCUCGCGCUGGAUGGGUCAGGCGAGCAGCAGGCGCAGCAGCUGGUGGCAGCCGGGAGUGACCUUCCUUGGGACCUCUGUUCACCCAGGGAGCCUCGCCACCCCUCGAGCCCUGGCAGCCCAGCCCGGGGCGGGCGGGCACAGAUCUGAGAAACUAAGAGGACGAGAAGGCCCUGGAGACAGGGAGGAGAGACAGCCUUCUUGGCGAUGCUGUAACAAGUCUUUGUUUAAUGGAAACAGUCACCACACUGAGCUCGCCCUGCAUGUUACGGCCAACAGUCAGUCACAGCCACGAGCCACGCUCCGCGGCAACGGUAACAACAGCCCGACGAAGGCGCGUCGGCCUUCGCGCCCACGGCCACCACCGGUCGGCUGGGCAGCGCGGGAGUCCAGGCUUCGGGCACCGCACCAGACUCCACACUCCAGGGUGCUGCUGGCCUCCCCAGAGCUCCAAGGUGCUGUAGAAGAGGUGCUCCCAAGCCUGAAGGAAGGUGGGGUGUCCGUCUACUACACAAGCAGGACUUCCCACACCGAAGGGGUCAGCUCGCUCCUGGACAAGGUGGAUGAAGCGUCAUCGGACCCUGUCCCGGAGUCCUGGAGGUCAGACGUCACCUUCUCUACUCCCGCCUUGUACAUCUACACUUCUGGAACCACAGGUCUCCCCAAGGCUGCGACCAUCAACCACCACCGCAUCUGGUACGGAACUGGGAUCAGCAUGGCCAGCGGCUUGCGGAGCGACGACGUGGUCUAUACCUCGCUGCCCCUGUACCACAGCGCCGCGCUCCUGGUCGGCUUGCACGGCUGCAUCGUGUCCGGUGCGACAAUGGUUUUGCGGAAGAAAUUUUCAGCCAGCCAGUUUUGGGACGACUGCAGAAAAUACAACGUGACUGUCAUUCAGUAUAUCGGGGAGCUGCUCCGGUAUUUGUGCAACACACCCCCGAAACCAAACGACCGGGACCAUAAGGUGAGGAUGGCCCUGGGCAAUGGCUUACGUGGAGAUGUGUGGAGAGAAUUUAUCAAGAGAUUUGGGGACAUACAGAUCUACGAGUUCUACGCAUCCACAGAAGGCAACGUCGGGUUUCUGAAUUACCCGAGGAAGGUUGGCGCGGUCGGCAGAAUGAACUACCUGCAAAGAAAAGUCGUGCGUUAUGAGCUGAUUAAAUAUGACGUGGAGAAAGAUGAACCUGUCCGAGAUGAGAACGGCUUUUGCAUCAGAGUCCCCAGAGGUGAGGUUGGACUGCUGGUUAGCAAAAUCACACAGCUUACGCCCUUUCAUGGCUACGCCGGAGGAAAGAGCCAGACAGAGAAGAAGAAACUGAGAGACGUCUUUAAGAAAGGGGAUGUCUACUUCAACAGUGGAGAUCUCUUAAUGAUCGACCAUGACGGUUUCAUCUACUUCCAUGACAGAGUGGGAGAUACAUUUCGGUGGAAAGGGGAGAACGUGGCCACCACUGAGGUCGCCGACAUCGUGGGCCUGGUUGAGUUCGUCCAGGAGGUGAAUGUGUAUGGGGUGCCCGUGCCAGGUCACGAGGGCCGAAUUGGCAUGGCCUCCAUCAAGAUGAAGGAAAACUAUGAAUUUGAUGGACAGAAACUCUUUCAGCACAUUGCUGACUACCUGCCCCCCUAUGCGAGGCCACGCUUUCUGCGAAUACAGGACACCAUCGAGAUCACUGGAACUUUUAAACACCGCAAAGUGACCCUCAUGGAGGAAGGCUUUAAUCCCACCGUCAUCAAAGAUGCCAUGUAUUUCUUGGAUGACACGGCGAAGAUGUACGUGCCCAUGACCGAGGGCAUUUAUAAUGCCAUCACUAACAAAACUCUGAAGCUGUGAGCAUUCCCAGGAGGGUGCCUCAUCACCUUUCAGGAAGAAGCUGAAAUGGACCUAGUACAGCCACUUGAUAUAACUUUAAUUUGAUUGAAGAUAAAGGGGGGCAGUUUUUUAGGAAAUUAUGCAUACCAGUAAAGGAAGAGUUUUUCCAAACUUACACCUCAACUUUU
This is a messenger RNA of Fukomys damarensis (Damara mole-rat), 2493 nucleotides long. RefSeq names its product solute carrier family 27 member 2 (gene Slc27a2). Lineage: Eukaryota; Metazoa; Chordata; Mammalia; Rodentia; Bathyergidae. The transcript is spliced from 13 exons. Gene Ontology annotation, biological process: long-chain fatty acid import into cell; bile acid biosynthetic process; very long-chain fatty acid catabolic process. Bases 509 to 2326 code for a protein of 605 amino acids. Gene Ontology annotation, molecular function: fatty acid transmembrane transporter activity; phytanate-CoA ligase activity; pristanate-CoA ligase activity. The record is from RefSeq and is a predicted model, not a curated record. Gene Ontology annotation, cellular component: endoplasmic reticulum lumen; endoplasmic reticulum; endoplasmic reticulum membrane.